Molecule: messenger RNA, 1153 nt
Organism: Exaiptasia diaphana
Lineage: Eukaryota; Metazoa; Cnidaria; Anthozoa; Actiniaria; Aiptasiidae
Product: tyrosine-protein kinase SYK
Exons: 8
Coding region: 221-1153 (310 amino acids)
Biological process (GO): protein phosphorylation; innate immune response; cell surface receptor protein tyrosine kinase signaling pathway
Cellular component (GO): extrinsic component of cytoplasmic side of plasma membrane
Molecular function (GO): non-membrane spanning protein tyrosine kinase activity; ATP binding; signaling receptor binding
Source: RefSeq, a predicted model, not a curated record
UGUUACUUCCUAUGUUCCAUCCUUUUUUCUCUAUAAUUUGUACCCUCCUUCAUUCCUAUCAUCCUGUGAAGUUUUGUCUUUGAUAUUUCUUGAUGUAAUUGCCAGACAUUGGAAUUAGGUCAUGGAUCAAACCUUGCCAGUCCCAACUGAAUCAUGAAUAAUCAAUUAUUGAUUAUAUUGUUGUUUCUCAUGUGAUUUUCUACAGGAAAAUGACACAACAAUGCAAAGGCAAAUGGAGAGUUUCAUUGGUAAAGUUUUACACCAAAGUGAACUCUGGUUCCAUGGCAAUAUCUCUCGUGAAGAAGCAGAGCGAAGGCUGCAGCGCUGCGGAUGCACAAAUGGUCUGUUUCUUAUCAGAGAAAAGAAGGCUAUGGGAACAUUUGCUAUGGGACUGUGCUACAAUGGUAGCGUUGUUCACUACCUGUUUGAUGUUGAUGCAACUGGACAGUUGUCAAUUCAAACUGGUCCAAAGUUUGAAAACUUGAUGCUUGCUAUUGAUCACUACACCUUUUACAAUGAUGGGCUUUUGUAUAAUCUUAAAGAACCCUGUGAUGCUUCACUGUUCGAAAGUAGGCCAUGCCAAGAGUUCCAGUCUCCUGGACGACCAGCAAGUAGAUCAUUUGGUGAAAAUGAUACAACACCAAGAUCACCCAAUCACCUUCAGCUUUUACCAAAUGAGCCUGCAGGAGCUGGCUCAGCAUCUAAUUUUGAGACUCUUUUUGACUCUGUAAAACUCAAGAAAAGCUCAGGAUACAUGAACCAAUUCAAGUCUGUCCAGAAUCAAUCAUUUAAUCUUAAUAGUGACAGCCUUUCUCUUGGACAAGAACUUGGUCAUGGUAAUUUUGGUUCAGUUCUGAAGGGAACCUAUCAAAUGCCAAAUGGUGAAAAGAUACCAGUUGCAGUGAAGAGAUUGAAGUCUGAAGAACUAAACAAUCCAAAGUUAGAAAUGAUGAUUGAAGCAAAUAUCAUGAUGAAACUGAACCAUCCAUACAUUGUGAGAAUCAUAGGCAUGUGUACAGCACCUACAAUGAUGCUUGUCAUGGAGUUGGCUGCUGAAGGACCUCUCAAUGAAUAUCUCAAAAAUAACAAGCAAAUGGAAAUGUUGAAUAUCCUAAUUGUCAUGUUACAAGUAGCAGAGUCUACAUUGACAUAA